Molecule: messenger RNA, 3334 nt
Organism: Rhododendron vialii
Lineage: Eukaryota; Viridiplantae; Streptophyta; Magnoliopsida; Ericales; Ericaceae
Product: plant-specific TFIIB-related protein PTF2-like
Exons: 2
Coding region: 1524-3119 (531 amino acids)
Biological process (GO): transcription by RNA polymerase III; transcription preinitiation complex assembly; DNA-templated transcription initiation
Cellular component (GO): transcription factor TFIIIB complex; nucleus; transcription preinitiation complex
Molecular function (GO): RNA polymerase III type 3 promoter sequence-specific DNA binding; RNA polymerase III general transcription initiation factor activity
Source: RefSeq, a predicted model, not a curated record
UCGUUCAUCUGCAGAGAGAGAGAGAGAGAGAGAGAGAGCGCGCGCGAGAGGGAGGAGGACGCCGACGACCAGACCAACCCCACCACCACGUCCGCCACCGGCGAACACCACCACCACCGGCCACCUUCCCUCCACCGAACGCCACCACCACCAGUGGCGAUUUUCGCCUUCGCGACUUCCGACGCGACCACGCACAGCCAAGGUCUCUCUCUCUGUUCGUUGCUUUGUUCAUCUUUCUCUGUUAUUUUUUGUUUGUUGAUUUCUAUAAUGGUUUCCCGGGAUUGUGCCCAGGUCGAGCCUGAUUUCAAUUGAAAGUUAGGGUUUUAGUUCCUUUGCUUUUCCUUAUUUCGUUUCUGCUUGGAAUUGAAACAUAAGAUUUUUGAUAUGUUCAGUUUUUGCGUGAAUCUGUUAACUAUAUGGUAAAUAUGUGAAACCAAAAGCUUAAUCUGUUAGAGUUUUGCAAGAUUCCAUUUUUGUGUAGAUUGUGUAAUUUUCAAUGUCAGUCGUGAAAGUUAAAAUUCAUAGGACUUGUAGGCCAGGUUGAAUUGCUUGGAGUCAUAUAAUGAGGAGAUAUGUGUCUCACUGGACUAAUAGUGAGUGGAUUGGCAAUACUUCAUUCCCAAGGUGUUGUUUUCUUCAUAUUUGCGGGACUGGUUGCAAAACAGUUAUGUGAUUCCUCCACCAGUUGUUGCAUUCAGACGUCAGAAAUGCAGUGGCUUGUAGUCCUGCCCCAUGCUUAAUCCGAUCGAACAGGCCCCUAUGACAUUAAAGUUGGCCUUUCAUGUUGCAUUAGACAAAUUCCAUUCAGAGUGCAUUUUGACUAAUAUUGCUGGUGAAGCCAGAAGAACGAUUACAGGCGCACAUCCACAUAAAAGAAUGAUUACAGAAACAAACUACACUUGUUAUUUGUCCAUACUUCCAGUUCACUGUAUGUUUUCAUGUGCUGGAAUUGGCCGGAAACGCGGCAAGGGACAAUAAGAAAGGACUGUUAUCCACCCUUGGAUCUCCUCAUUUAUGUGGUGGCAGCCCCAUAUCAAAAGCCUCACACGAUUCACAGAGAAAUACUCGUAGUGGAUCUGGAUCCGGUUGGCCCCAAACGGUGUUGCUAUUUUGGGCUGCAAUUUGCAGCGAAGACACCUCACUGCAGGGACACCUGGCCUUCACAAAUUCCAGCCCGCUUCUGGAGAUCGUUCGAUCAUCGAUGGAUUCCGUCUGCCAAUUUGAAAAAAACCUGUAGAUUCUCAUAGACGUGCUCGAGCGUGAACAAAACCCUAGGACGACCAUGUGAUCUCUCUCUCUCUCUCUCCCCAAAUCUGGAUGCAUUAAAGUCCAAAGAGUACCUGCGUAUUACGUCUGCGUAUAUACGCUGAUACAUAGGUACUCUCCUUUCCUCUUCCCUUCCCUCCCCCCCCACCCACCCCACCCCACCCCACCCACUUAUACCAUAGCUUUUUCCUGUGACCUAAUACUAGUAGUUUCUCUGUAAACAAACCAACCAAACACAUCAGCUUUAGGGCGUGGACAUGGCGAGUUCUCGCCCCUGUACGAGCUGCGGCAUGAGAUCUCUCGCCGACGACAACGAUGGCAACUCCUUCUGUGCCUCGUGCGGCGCCGUCCAGGACUUUGACAACUUCCAGCACAGCUUGGGCGGGAUCAGUGGCCCCACUGGCACCUUUGUCCACACCGGCACCGCCGGCUCUGGCAGCACCUUUAACUACAAAGAGACCAAAAUAUAUUACGCCAAACAAAACAUCGAACGCAUCACCUCGUUAUUCGACUUUUCGCCCUCGAAGAAAGACGAGGUCAGGGUUAUGGUAGAGACUGUUACCGAGGGGGAGUACGGGCAGGGGGAUUGGUUUCCGGUUCUCAUAGGCGCGUGCGCGUACGUUGUGAUGAGAAGAGAUAACAAGUCGUUGGCCCUGGUGGAGGUCGGGGAUAAGGUAGGUUGCGAUGUUCACGAGCUGGGUCGGAUGGUUAGUCGGGUUGUUCAGUUUAUGCGGUUGAAGUUGCCGGAGUUUGACAUCGUGGAUUCAUUUCAACGGGCAGUCCGGACUUGUUUUGUUUCGUUGGAUAAUGUGGAUAAGGUUGGGAGGAUGUUGAAGCAGGGGAUUUUCUUGGUCCAGUGUAUGGUGAAGUGGUACUUGACCACGGGGCGGAGACCGCUUCCGGUGGUCGUGGCUGUGUUGGUUUUCGUUGCUCAGUUGAAUGCAGUCGAUGUUCGGAUUGAGGAUGUGGCGAUGGAGUUACAUGUGGCGGUUGUUACGUGCAAGCUGCGGUAUAAGGAGCUUUUAGAGAAUCUGGUGAAGGUUGCACAAGUAUUGCCUUGGGGAAAAGAUAUUACAGUUAAGAACAUUGUUAAGAAUGCACUGUUUGUGUUGGAAUACAUGGAAUUGAAGUCAAUGUCUAAGCAUGGCAAGAAGAGGAAGGUUGUAGAUCAUGUUGGGUUUGAUAUGGAUGAUUUGGUUGGAAGCUGUUUGAGCGAAGAAGCAGAAUAUGGGCUUCAUAAUCAUGGGGUGGAAAACGAUUCUCAAUAUUUCAAGGUGCAAGAUAAGCGUUCUUCCCUGAGAGGGACUAGAGACGAUUUGGAGACGCUCAAGAUAUCACAUGAGUGCUUGUCAAUGAUGUAUUCAGAAUAUUCAAAUGAAAUUUCUAAUACCGAUUAUCUUGAAGAGUGUGGAUGUAAAAAUAGAAGGAAAAAAGGGAGAGGGUUCGAUCUUUUAGAUUGUAGGGAGUGGUGGAAAGGAAAGUCAGAACUGAGCAGAAAGCUUUUGCUCAGGAAAAUACUGGAAAAAGACGUGGGAUUAGUUGCAAUGCCACCAUCUUUUGUUGCUGGAUGCUUGGCAUAUCAGAGGAGGAGAGAGAAGAUAAAGGCUGCUAAGCUACGUAUUAAUAAGAUUAUGGGCCCGCAAAAUGGUGAUUCAGGUGACAAUGGUAACCUUUGCAUAUCAGACGGCGUGAAUGUUGGAAAGAAGCGAAGAAGGAGAAUGAAGGUUUAUGUUGAUUGGGAAGACUUAAUUAUUGAGACCCUUCUCCUUCAUCAGGUGCACGAGGAGGAAAUAGAGAAGGGGCAUUACAAUACCUUACUGGAUUUGUAUGUAUUUAAUUCUGGGAGUAUGUGAUAGGCUUCAGCAUGGAGUAAAAGUAGCAAGAAUUUACUAAACCGCAUCGGUCACCUCACAAAUUGGAGACAUUUUUCUGUAGAUAAUUUUUGUGUGCUCUAUCCUGCAAAAUGACAGUCAAUUUUGGUUACUCGUUUCUGUAAAUUUCUGGAUGGGAACCUAUUUUUGGUUAUAGAAGUGGUACUUUCCUAUUUAUAUAAAAAUUGAAUUUGUUC